Messenger RNA from Naegleria fowleri, 1359 nucleotides. RefSeq lists its product as uncharacterized. Gene Ontology annotation, molecular function: protein binding. The coding region runs from base 1 to 1359 and encodes 452 amino acids. The record is from RefSeq and is a predicted model, not a curated record. The transcript has 3 exons. NCBI's taxonomy places the organism in Eukaryota, Heterolobosea, Eutetramitea, Acrasida, Naegleriidae.
AUGCCAUUGACUUCCAACAUCAACCAACACCAUCACUAUCAUCAUCAACUUCCAGAUGAGCUCUGGAUUGACAUUUUCAUGUAUCUCACUGAUUCUCUUUCCUCCAUCUUUAUCCAUGUUCCACUCACUUGCAAGAGAUUCUUCCGAAUUAUUUAUCAUAUGGAUGAUAAUUUUAAACAAUUCAUACCUUCCAAUCAUCAUCAAGCCUUCGAUCAUCAUCAAGUGUCUUCUUCCCAGACCACCACAACCACCACCACUACCAAUAACAGAUCGACCUCCACAAGCACCAUCACGACAGAUCAUUCUGUUCUUCCGAGGAGGAGUGAGGAGGAGGAGGAUCAUCACCAACAUUCUGAAAUAGCAUCCACCGCUCUACUCCAUCACGAUGAAUGGUUCGUUGAUUCGGAUACAACUCGAGUGAAUGAACCCUUGUACAAGUUAUUACUUGAGUUGUAUAGUUUGAAUAAUUUUGAUCAGAAUGAUGAACACUCGACAACAACAUUUUCAAAUAAUACUCAUGCCAACAACAUGAAACAACAAUAUAGAUCUUACAGAACUUGUUUUGAAAUUUUCAAAUUAUUUGGUUUUACAAUGAAUAAUUUAUUUCGAAAAGAGUUGUGUUACAGCGGAACCAUGAUCACCAAUUUGGAGGCUUACAAAAAUACAAAGACUGCCUCUCCUUCGAUGCAAGAAUCUCUUCCAAGUGGAAAUACAGUAGUAAUGACAGAAAAUUUUGGUUCCUCCUCAGCGGGUGUGAAUGUAGUGAAUCGACCCAUGAUGUACAAUUCAGGAAUUCAUUAUUUUGAAUUUAUUGUACAUAAGAGUGGACAGUAUGACAAUUUCUUGAUUGGAAUUGUGUUAACUGAGAGAUUGAACAUUGAGAAUUGUAAACAGGUAUCGGGAGAAAAGCUUGAAGAUCGGUUUAAUGUUGAUGCAGAAUAUAGUUUUCAGUUCAGAGAUUAUCUUGGAUCGUUAAACAGUUUUAGUAUUGCAAUUUAUGAAGAAGGAAAUUGUGUUUAUCACAAAUCUCACUCAAUAUAUAAUUGUAAUCAAAAGAAACAGUAUUGUACUGUCGAGGAUGAGAAUAUUGUGAAAGCUAAUGGAUAUGUUAUUGGUGUUUAUUUGGAUACGAAAAAUUACAAAAUUGCAUUUGCGAAAAAUGGAGCAUUUGUUUCAUCGAUGGAUUUUUCUCAGAAAAUGAUUGAUCAUCCAAGGUAUGAGGCAGGUCAGCUUGCUUUUUAUCCUGCCUUAUCUAUGGGACAAACAAACGAUGCUUGUACCUUUUCUACCAAGAUGUCUCUUCAGAAAUGUAGUGCCAUCAGACGUGCUGUCAAAGAACUCGUAUUCGAAAAAAAGUAA